AUGAGUUUGAUCUCAAAUAUAAAUUCAGAUUAUGUAUCCGACAUUUUAGAUGAAAUUGCAUUAGAGGGUUUAGAUGGAAUCACAAUUGAAGCAUUGUGGAAAAGGCUGUCAGUGAGACCAAAUUUUUGUUUUAAAAUUGAUAAUGAUUCAAAAUGUUUUAUGUGGAAAAUUGUUAUUCAAUUAAAACCAAUUAAGUAUUAUGAAUUACCUGAGCCAAGAGCAUCAUUAAAACAUUAUGUAUGUUCUCCAGAUACAGAAAAUCAAGAAGCAAUUUUAGAAUUAGACAAUGUGUACCCAUACUGCAAAUUAAAAAAUGUUACCGAAGUAUUUGGAUCUUGUAAAUAUUAUUUUACAAGAAUUGACAUCACAGAUGAAGUUGUCAAGCUCAAAUUAAGCGAGGUAGAAGAAAAAUGGGGAAACAAAUUAGUUAUUGUUGCAUCACAAGAUAUAAGAACUUAUUCUCUAGUAGGAAAUUUAAGCACGUCUAAUAUUGACUUUUCCAAAUGUUCCAUUCAUUAUGACAUGCUAGAAAGAAUAGGAAGAAGUAGAUAUCUUGGAUUGGCUACUUGCGGCAAAGGUAGCAUUCAAUCUGUUGUAGAAGAUUGUAAAUCUAUUUUUCAUUAUUUAAAAUUUUUACAACAACAUAAACUUAUUAAAAAACAGUCUCUUUUCGGAAGUUUAAACGGAUCUGCGAAUGCGAUUAAAAUUCAUCUAAACAGAUUUUAUGAAUUGUGUUUAAAUGAUAAUUUGUCAAUUUUGAAAACUGCUAUAGAAGAAUUAAAAUUAAGACCACUUUGUGCAAUGCCCAGUGAUGAAUUUAAUGCUUUAUUCGACCAAAAACAAAAAGCAAGAUUAAAAAAGUUUAGAAAAACAGUCGUUUUUAGAAAAUAUAUUUCACUUACAUCCAUUAUUCCUUAUUGUAAACUUUUUCCAAAUUCUAGUCCGUCAGAUUCAGAAAAAAAAACAAAAAAUGAAGAAAAAAUGGUUAGGUGUGCUCAGUUAAUUAAUCCCAAUGUUCAAUUUGUUGAUAUAAUCGAAAGGGAAUGUGAAGUUGAUGAUGAAGAAUCUAAUUUUGGAAUUUUACCUAAAGGAAUUUAUUUUGAAAAUAUGCCUAUAACCGCUCAAGCUUUACAUCACAUUAAAAAUUCAGGAGCUUCCGGACUGUCACAUCAAGAUUUAGCUCAGAAAAUGGGUUUGACAAAACAUUUUAUUAGAGGGUUAAUAAAUAAGUUAUAUAGUGAAAAACAUAUACAAUUUUAUUUUGAAAAUGAUGGAAGAAAGAGAUCCAAGAGGUACAUAGUAGGAGAAAAUAUUCAAAAUAAAACGGUAGCUUCGGAAAUUGUUCAAAUAUUAUCCGAGCCGAUUUCAACAAAAAAUAUACCUGAUGCCAAAGAAAACGUUACCAAAAAUGAGGAUGAAAUUUCAAAGGAACCAAUUAGUAUACCUCAACUGAAAGAAGAAAAUAUGUCUUAUCGAAGCCUACGCAGAAUCGGAAUGAUUAUAAAAACAAUAAAGGCGCACAAAUAUAGAUUACUUCAUCAAAUUUUUAAGUAUGUUAAUCAAGAGGAAAUCGAGGAGGGCGUCACUACAAAAGUUGACAGGCACACAAUUAAAAGAAUGUUAAAAAAACUCGGGGAAGAUGGCCUUAUCAAAGUUAUCCCGUUAACGGAACAGGAUAAAACGGGACAAAUCAUUUAUCUUUACACAGAUCCAGCUUUUGAACCAGAUGAAAGUCAGCUGAAUAGUUUACGACAAAUACAUUCUUCGUUUAAUACAACCGAAUUGAAAAAAGUUGUCGAAGAGGAUUUUGGCGAUUUGGAAAACGCUUAUGCAAAAGUUUUAGCAGAGAAUUACACGGAAAUGAAAAAAAUGUUAAACGGCAUUGUAAGAAAAACUGACAAGCCUUUCCAAUCGAGCUUAAAACAAAGCGAAUUAUUAUAUUCUCCUAAGUUUAUUCGCUUAAGUAUAUUGCACGAUUUUAUUUUCCACCUGGUUUACGAUUACACGGGAAUAUCGGAUAAAUCUCAAGAAGAAAUGAUUGAAGAAUUAAGUAAAACAACUGCUAUAGAUGAUGAAUUAAAAAAUGAAAUUUCUCAACUGUACGGAACUCAAUUAUCAACUUACAUGUUUGUACCACCGAUAAAUAAAAUAGAUAAAAUGGAUGGAUGGUUUUUACUAUCAGAUGUUUUGACACGAUUACCUUUAUCUAUAAUUGUGAAAGCGGUCAAAGUUAGCGAAACAUGUCCAGAGUUAUGGAAGUACCUACAUCAUCCAGUUCGAAAGCAUUUUUUAAUAAAAAAUCUUCCUUUGUCAGUAAGGCAAAUUUUUUUUGAUAGAAAAUAUCAGUUGAGUACCAUUUAUAAUGACUUUAGGAGGCUUUGUUUUAUAGGUUUAAUUCAGUUCGGAAUUAAAUUCGGCCGUGAACAGCAUCAAACUCUUGCUUAUUUAAAUCGUAAAGCUUCAUUAUUAGAUACCAGUACAUCACCUGCAGAGUAUUAUCAAGUACCUUCAGACAUGACUUUCGAUGUCAAAUCGUAUUAUUUUGAAACCAAAGCGGAUGUAAAAAAAUAUUGGAUGGAUAUGUUUAACAUAUGCAUAGCAACAAAUCUCGGAUGUAAAACGAAUGUUAUCGGAAAAGAAAUUUUCAUGGAACGUGAAUCGGCAAAGGAAUCCUACAAGAAAGCCAUAGAACCUAAAUCUGUUGCUAAAGUCAUGGAGAAUGAUAACGGAAUCAUUCCCGGUGAUAAUUUAGGAGCGGCAGGAUUGGAUUCGGGCAUGUUUUCAUUUUUAAGAAGCAAUUGGAGUGGUCCUGUUAAAAAACCCGUGGAUGAAAUGAUAAAAACAAAAGUGUUAAAAAUGCCCAUUCAGAGAAUAAAAAAAGAACAAAUAAUGAACAAUAUAUACAAUAAGUCAAAAAGCUGCAGGAAAAAAGUUUUGUCGAAAGUUGAAACGUUUAAUUCUGUCGUGCCGAAUAAUGAGAAACCGAUGAGAAGUCGAAUUAGAAAAAUAAAAGAAAGGGAAUGCAAGGUAAAGCGAAAAAGAAAUAUAUCUUACGAUGAAAUCGAUUUGGAAGCUUUGAGACUCAUGAGCACUCUUCGAGUGACUUGGUCCACGGCCGAAGAUAAUUUUCUUCUCAUAUGUAGAGUUGCUAUGAUGUUUCUCUGUCCCAACUCGCGCAUGUUUGUACGCAUACCGUGGGUGGAAGUUCGAAAAGUUUUGCAAGAAAACUUUGCAGAGUCGCGUAAUAAAACGCAAAAGGCCGUUGCUAGAAGAAUUAUAUACAUGAUGAAAAAUCCCACGACUCUUCGUAGCGUCAAUCUAUGCUUGGAAGAAUUAAAACAAAUGCCCGAGGCUACAACUAAAUUUGAUUGUUCGCAAUUAUUAAACAGCAUAAAACCAUCGCAUCCGCAAUUGGUGGAAUUACAAAACCAGUUGUACGAAAAAUUUCGCGAAUUAGUUCUUUUUCUCAAGGAUAGAUUUAUCGAUUGCAAGAAUUUCAACGGUAAAAAGAAAAAUACGGAAAUCAUUCCGGAUACCAUUCGAGAAUUUUUCGAUAAAUAUCAAUUGGAAAUCCCCGAGGAACAUCCGAUUACCGUAAAAAGCAUCAGGGAAAAUGUAAUACGUGCCGUGUUAAUGAGUAGUUUAUCUUGUCGAGCUGAUAAGACAUCGUCAGCACUUCAGCUUUUUGACAUAUAUCGACAGUACAACGAUGAUGAACUGCACAAAGCCAUAAGGAAAUUGCAAAGGGAUAAAGUAAUUACGGUUAGCAAAAAAGCAGGGAACGCCAUUUUUAAAGAAGGAAAAAUGUUACCGUUGUCUUUUUCACCUUACAAAUUAUCUUUCGCGUUCCAACACAUGCUGAAUAUGAAAUACGGUCAUGGAAUUUACUCGGAGUCUUUUUUGCAAAUCGAUAAACUUCUCAACACGGAAGAAGAAUCCGAAUUCGAAGUGGAUUUGAACGAGUGUAACGUAACAUUAUUUUUACUCGCCAGUCGAGAAUUAGUUUUUUUCCAGACGAUUCUUCCAGAACAAAUCGUAGUAUUGGAUCCCGGACAUUUUUCCGAUGCGACGUAUUCGAAAAUACUCGAAAGAUAUUGUGAAAUGCUUCGUUACAGCGGUCCGAAUUUAAAAUUCGUUUGUUCUUCCGGUAAAAUAUUAUCAAAGCCAAGCGGUGGUGAAGAAGACGUGGUAAAAGUCGACGAAAAAAAAAAGAAAAGAAUUCAUGAAAAUUUAGAUUCUAAUGUUGUAAAUUCGAAAAAAAUCAAAUUGGAAAAUUCUACAGACGAUGACGAAGAAGAAGAGAAGGAGGAGGAGGAGGAAGAAGAAGUGGAAGAGGAAGUGGAAGAAAAGGGAGAAGGGAUCGUGGGAGAAGAAGGGGACGAAGGGGAAGAACGUAAAAAUUGUGAUAAUACGACGAAUAACGACGAUAUGGCUAUUGAAAAAAAAAGUGAAAAGAAACAAGUGGGGAGCAGUGAAAAAACGACCAGAUCUUCCAGAGUGAUUUUGUACAUGAUGAGAGAAGAAGCGAAAAAAGAAGCCAAUAACGAUUCCAGUAGAUUCGCAUACGAAUUUUGCGUCGUGAACGCAUCGAAAAUUUUGAUGAAAAACGAAAUAGAAAACGUUCAAAAAACGUUGGAUUUUAUUUGUUCGAAAAAAGAACAUGGAGUGACAAAUGGAGAAUUGAAAACGAAUUGCAAAAGCGACAUUUUACCCGAGAUCGUGGGAUAUUUACUAAACGAAAAAGUCAUUAUAAAAUCGGGGAUUUCGGAAACGAGAUACGUAUCUCAAAAAUAUUGUUCUCCCUGGUUAUUGAAUUCGUUUAAAAUGAAAAGGCUUGAAAAAGAAAAAGUUAAACCGAGUGAAAUCAAUGCGAUCGUCCUCGACGAUCCCUUGAACAAGAAUCAAAAUGGCGACGACGAAGGACGAGCACCAACGAAAAAAAUGAAAACCGUCAUCAGCUUACAAAAAAUUAAAAGCGACGAAUAUACUUCUUCUCACGCAUGCUCAAACGACAUUAAUAAUAAAAUUAAAAUUAUAAUUAAACCGUGGAUAAGGAUAGACGGAUCUUUAAAUAGAAAAGUAUUGGAUAGAUUUUUAGGUGCCGUUUUGUCAUUUAUCAUGUCCAAUCCUGGAAUUUCGAUAAAGGCGAUCAUGGAUAAAUUUUCUCCGUCGAUAACGCCCGUCUGGACAAAAGAUCUCGUGGAAAUUCUAUUGGAAAUCGGUUGCGUUACACUCACGAGUCUCAUAGUCAAAGAAAAAGCUAGUCUUUUUUCAAAAUCUGUUAUUUUAGUAUCAGAUUCUUACACCGGACUCGAAGAUGACGAUUUGGUUGCCGUCGAAGCCAAAGUUGACGCCAUUACUUCCUUAGGUUUAUUUAUUGGGAAAAAAAAUUACGCGAAAGAUUUUCUCGUAGAUUGA
Molecule: messenger RNA, 5418 nt
Organism: Pediculus humanus corporis (human body louse)
Lineage: Eukaryota; Metazoa; Arthropoda; Insecta; Psocodea; Pediculidae
Exons: 15
Coding region: 1-5418 (1805 amino acids)
Biological process (GO): 5S class rRNA transcription by RNA polymerase III; transcription initiation at RNA polymerase III promoter
Cellular component (GO): transcription factor TFIIIC complex
Molecular function (GO): DNA binding
Source: RefSeq, a predicted model, not a curated record